AUGGAACAACGGUCCAGUUAGAAGGUAGCAAUGCCCAAGCUCUUAGGCAACUAAAGUUAGACGACAUAGGAGUCCAACCCCUCGUAUUGCUUAUGCGGGGGAUCUAUCAUAGGUUCUCUUCCUAGUUUUAUUGGUAAGGGUUUGAGGUAGAGAGCAAGUGGAUCAUGGAUAAGGGUUUAUCAAUUGAUCUCAGAUUCCAUGGGGCUAUUGUUGCUUUGCAGUGGAAGAGGGGUUUACCGCUUGAAUGUUGGUUUUCUAGCUUGGGUGACUGUAGCAUUGGUGGAUGAGGGCGGUGGGUUGGUUGCACGUAAGGGAAGUAGAAUCUGUCAGCGGUGUACAGAGGAGGGGAUAACCUAUGAUGGGCAACUGCUGGUGGUGGUUAGCAUUGUUGGUGGUGUUGCUAGGUGUCGAAGAUUGCCUGCAUGCACUAGUCAAGGGCUGUGGCAGAUGGUGGCAAUGCCACCAUUCGAGGCUAGUGUAAUGAGGAAAGGAAUGACAUUGCUGGUUGGUGAAGCUGGGAGAAGGAAAGUGGCGGUAGUUGUUGAGGGCAUAGAUUCCUUCUUGCCUGAUGGCAGCUCUGAUGUGGACCUCCAUCCAAGCUAAAAUUUCCGAUCUCCUUGAGCUGCUAUAGUGUUGAAUGUGUUGUGGCAGUAUAACUAAUGUCCAACAGGUGAAAAAAUACUCAAGUUCUCACAUAUAUUUUUUUUAAGUUGUCUAGUGUUAUUAUUUUUUGGGCUACAUUGCACUCUAGGAGAUUUGUCUAUAGCAACAUAUGAGAAUUAUAGUCUACUAAUCUACCUCUAUAAAGUAAAGAUUGCUUU
Messenger RNA from Rubroshorea leprosula, 821 nucleotides. The record is from the annotation of a GenBank genome assembly. Lineage: Eukaryota; Viridiplantae; Streptophyta; Magnoliopsida; Malvales; Dipterocarpaceae.